AUGCGGUCGUCAUUUGGCGAUGGCAAUGCCAGCGUCUUCGCUGGUCCGACCAAGAGAAUGGCAUUCGCAAAAUCUCACAUCGAGAUUCGACUCCACAAUCACUUCCGGUCCAUGGUCUACAACACGGGAUCUCCAAUCCAAGGCGAGGUGGUGAUCAAGACGCAGCGAGAUACCCCUUUUGACAGCGUGCAAAUCCUCCUUCUUGGAAUGACCAAGACGAGGUUUGAGGAUGUUGGCUCCCCGCACAUUACGACAAACACCCUCCUAAGGCUGGAGAUGCCCGUCCCAGAGUCGACCUACCCCACGCCAAGGAUCUUGGAGGCCGGUCGCACCUAUAAGAUUCCCUUCAACUUUGUCGUCCCCAGCCACCUGACACUGAACGCAUGCGAGCACAAGGUGGAAGCCAAUUAUGUGCGAGAGCAUCACCUGGCUUUGCCGCCGACAAUGGGUUUCUGGGAGAGGGAUGACCUAUCCCCAGAUAUGGCUCAGGUUGAAUACUUGAUCAAGGCUAGGGUGCUGCGCCACGCUGAUGUCGACGAUAACAUCAGGGCUCUGGUGGCCAGGGAGCAGAUCAAGAUCCUGCCGACUUUUUUGGAACAGCCUCCGUUGGACGCUGAGCAUUUGGCCAACUUUUACCGACUCUCAAAGUCAAAGACCCUUCGCAAGAACCUAUUGUCGCACAAGAUCGGAAGUAUCACAGCCUCGGCGAAACAGCCCAAUGCCAUAUUCCUCUACCCCGACGCGCUAGGAACGACAGAGACGGUGGUCAACGUGAAGUUGGUAUUUGAGCCUGCAACAGCCGAUGCGAUUCCACCUCAAGUCACCGGGAUUUCGGGCAAGAUCCUAGCGCACACAUUCUACAGCUCCGGGGCCAUGACGAACCUGCCAGACCGCAUCCCCGAGCUUUCGAGGAGGUUCCUGACCAACAGACAGCUCAGCUAUACGGCCACCAUACCGCUCUUUUCCGAUCGAAUCCAGUCCAAGACUUCAUGGACCGCGCAGCUGAGGAACAUUGAGAGGCGAGACUCGGGUUACUCGUCCUCUGACCUGCACGACUCCAAAGCGCAGGAGAGGCAUGCGUCGCCCAUUUACCACUCGUGCGAGGUCCCCGUGCCCAUCCGGCUGCCCAGCGAGGGGAGCGCCAGGGGCGGCGGCAAGACCUUCAUCCCUACGUUUGCGAGCUGCAUAACCUCGCGCACUUACUCUCUCCAGAUAUCUCUGACCGUCGGCGGGGCCAAUUCGGGGUCGACGACGCUGGCCUUGUCGCUCCCGCUGCAGAUCGCCGCCAUUGCUGGCGUCGAGUCUCCGACGGCCGAGGUGCUACCAGACUUUGAGACGGCCAUGGAGGAUGCAGAAGUCGAGUCGAUGUUGAGGCCGCGAACGAUGAUGCUUCCAGAUCUAAGGUAUCCUGGGAACAAUGAGCUUCCCGGAUAUGCCUAG
Pyricularia pennisetigena is the source of this 1440-nucleotide messenger RNA. RefSeq lists its product as uncharacterized. The transcript has a single exon. The record is from RefSeq and is a predicted model, not a curated record. Lineage: Eukaryota; Fungi; Ascomycota; Sordariomycetes; Magnaporthales; Pyriculariaceae. Bases 1 to 1440 code for a protein of 479 amino acids.